UUAUUAUUAUUAUUAUUAUUUGGACGCUAACGUGACGGUGAAUAAGUAAUCAAGAAGAAUGUCGGAGGAUGAAGAUGAUUAUAUGUCUGAUGCUUUUCUUAACCCGGUACUGGACGUUCGACCUGGCAUGCCAAUGGUGAAACCUUUAAAGGAGGCUCUAAGACGAGAGACUUUGCGCAAAGAGAAAAACAUUCUUAACCAGCAGAAAAGCUACAAGGAGCAAGAGCAGAACAGACGCGAUGCUGCUCUGCAGAGCUCUCUAAGCAGCGAGAAUAAAGGAUUUGCAUUGCUGCAGAAAAUGGGCUACACUGCAGGGCAAGGUCUGGGAAAAGAAGGUACUGGACGAGUUGAACCAAUUCCCCUUAACAUAAAAACUGAUAGAGGGGGCAUUGGAAUGGAAGAACUAAAGAAAAGGAAGGCAGAAAUGAACCUACAAAAAUACAGAAAAAAACUGAAGGUGAAGCAGCAUAUGGAGAAGAAGUCUCUUGAGGAUUUCAGAGACCGCAAAAGAACUGAGAGGGAAAAACAUGAAACUGAAGGAGAUCUGAGGAAGAGUCAGUGGGCCUGUGAACAACUAGACAGACAAAAGGGAAUAAAUGUACCAAGGGAUAGUUGGUACUGGCCUGAAGUCGUUAAGAAUCAAGAGGCUGAGGCUGAGCAUGACGAGCCCAACACUGAAGGAAGGGAAGACGAUGAGGAAUUGACGUCAUUAGUGAAGCUUCAGUUCAUCACAUCAUACCUGAGGAGUGUGCAUUUCUACUGCAUAUGGUGUUGGACUGCAUACAGAGAUGAGGAAGAUAUAAAUACAAAUUGUCCUGGUGAUACAGCAUCAGACCACAAUGAGUAAAGCAAGAAUCACAAUAUGGAGGAAUGCCUAUGUUUUCAAUUUUUUCCCUGUUAUUUUGCAUACAGAUAUUUAAUUGCCCUUUUGACUUUUUUUUUUUUUUUUUUUUUUUUAAAUAUAUAUGUAAUUUUUUUUGAUUGGAUAACUAUUAUUAGAAAUAUUUUGAUUGCCCUUCUGAAGUUGUUUCAGGCUUGUAAUUUUAUGAACAACUGUCAUGUUGUAAUUGUGUAUUGUAAUUGUGU
This is a messenger RNA of Neoarius graeffei (lesser salmon catfish), 1086 nucleotides long. It is a transcript of the gene gpatch11, whose product is annotated as G patch domain containing 11. Gene Ontology annotation, cellular component: kinetochore. The coding region runs from base 59 to 847 and encodes 262 amino acids. Gene Ontology annotation, molecular function: nucleic acid binding. The record is from RefSeq and is a predicted model, not a curated record. The transcript has 8 exons. Lineage: Eukaryota; Metazoa; Chordata; Actinopteri; Siluriformes; Ariidae.